Messenger RNA from Penicillium angulare, 792 nucleotides. RefSeq lists its product as uncharacterized. NCBI's taxonomy places the organism in Eukaryota, Fungi, Ascomycota, Eurotiomycetes, Eurotiales, Aspergillaceae. The record is from RefSeq and is a predicted model, not a curated record. The coding region runs from base 1 to 792 and encodes 263 amino acids. The transcript has a single exon.
AUGUCGACCCUCACUCGCGCAUUUACCAAGCGCCACAAGCGGCCAGAAGUGUCGGCGCCCAUGCCAUAUCGUGGCGAAGAACAUGUCAAGACACAUACCAGAUUUAAUUCCGGCUCCAUCAAACGUGGCAAUAUCUCUGGACCCGUUCAACUUAUUUCGACCACCAACAUGCUCGCAUACAACGCGCCCGACUUAAAUGUGCAUGUCAGCUCGCCCCAUUCGUCUUCUGCAUCAUCCUUGCGGUCGCGCGACGAUUCAGAAAUCGCCGUAUCCCCAAACAGUUACGCUUCUUCUGUCACCACACCUGAGGGUUCUGCCCACGACGGCUCCCCCAUCGACGGUCCUUCUUCCUACUUUCCUAAACGGUCGGCUACAGUCACCAGUCAACCACGCUCUUCCCUGAACUCUGCCUCAUCAAUGGACGCUCCAAUGGUACCCAAGCGGGCGCUGUCCCAUACCAAGCGAUCUCACCAAGACCUCGCUCGCAAGCGCUCGCAGUCAAGAAUGUCACCCCCGCCUUUGAAAUCGCCACGCAGCACUCCUGCAAUUCGCGCAUCGCAGGAGAUAUUCAGGCCGGAGAUGCACCCAUUCAGCAAAGAGUUGGAACAGGUUAACGAAGUGGCCGAAGAGUUUGGCAGCCCAUACGUUCUGGAUGAGGAAGAAAUGAUUCUUUCUCGCAAAGGACUAUACAAGUUUACCGUCGAUGAUUACCUCGAAGAAAUUGAAGAACUCUACGGUAAUUGUUUCAACGACAAGUUAGGAUGCGCAACCACUUCAAAUCCCUGGCUAUAA